Messenger RNA from Mus caroli (Ryukyu mouse), 2653 nucleotides. RefSeq names its product patatin like domain 3, 1-acylglycerol-3-phosphate O-acyltransferase (gene Pnpla3). The record is from RefSeq and is a predicted model, not a curated record. Gene Ontology annotation, biological process: triglyceride catabolic process; lipid homeostasis. Gene Ontology annotation, molecular function: triacylglycerol lipase activity. Gene Ontology annotation, cellular component: cytoplasm; lipid droplet; membrane. NCBI's taxonomy places the organism in Eukaryota, Metazoa, Chordata, Mammalia, Rodentia, Muridae.
GAGCAGAGCUGAGCUGCAGCGCCGCCCGGAGCUUCAAGCACCAUGUAUGACCCAGAGCGCCGUUGGAGCCUGUCGUUUGCAGGCUGCGGCUUCCUGGGCUUCUACCACGUCGGGGCUACGCUAUGUCUGAGCGAGCGCGCCCCGCACCUCCUCCGCGAUGCGCGCACUUUCUUCGGCUGCUCGGCCGGUGCACUGCACGCGGUCACCUUCGUGUGCAGUCUCCCUCUCGGCCGUAUAAUGGAGAUCCUCAUGGACCUCGUGCGGAAAGCCAGGAGCCGCAACAUUAGCACCCUCCACCCAUUCUUCAACAUUAACAAGUGCAUCCGAGACGGGCUCCAGGAGAGCCUCCCAGACAAUGUCCACCAGGUCAUUUCUGGCAAGGUUUACAUCUCACUCACCAGAGUGUCCGAUGGGGAGAACGUGCUGGUGUCUGAGUUCCAUUCCAAAGACGAAGUCGUGGAUGCCCUGGUGUGUUCCUGCUUCAUUCCCCUCUUCUCUGGCCUAAUCCCUCCUUCCUUCCGAGGCGAGCGGUAUGUGGAUGGAGGAGUGAGUGACAACGUCCCUGUGCUGGAUGCCAAAACCACCAUCACGGUGUCACCUUUCUACGGUGAACAUGACAUCUGCCCCAAAGUCAAGUCCACCAACUUCUUCCACGUGAAUAUCACCAACCUCAGCCUCCGCCUCUGCACUAGGAACCUCCAACUUCUGACUAGAGCGCUCUUCCCGUCGGAUGUGAAGGUGAUGGGAGAGCUGUGCUAUCAAGGGUACCUGGAUGCCUUCCGGUUCCUGGAGGAGAAUGGCAUCUAUAAUGGGCCACAGCGCAGCCUGAGUCUGUCCUUGGAGGAGAUGGCGGCGCCAGAAGCCUGCUUGGAAAAUGGCAAACUUGUGGGAGACAAGGUGCCAGUCAGCCUAUGCUUUACAGAUGAGAACAUCUGGGAGACGCUGUCCCCCGAGCUCAGCACAGCUCUGAGUGAAGCGAUUAAGGACAGGGAGGGCUACCUGAGCAAAGUCUGCAACCUCCUGCCCGUCAGGAUCCUGUCCUACAUCAUGCUGCCCUGCAGUCUGCCCGUGGAGUCGGCGAUCGCUGCAGUCCACAGGCUGGUGACAUGGCUCCCUGAUAUCCAGGAUGAUAUCCAGUGGCUACAAUGGGCAACAUCCCAGGUUUGUGCCCGAAUGACGAUGUGCCUGCUCCCCUCCACCAGGUCCCGAGCAUCCAAGGACGACCAUCGAAUGCUCAAGCAUGGACAUCGCCCAUCUCUCCACAAGCCUCAAGGCAACUCUGCUGGUUUGUAAAUUGCUGCUCUCCCUGCUUCCAGUGAACUUGGACAUUCUUCUCAUGGUUGGUCCAGGAGAGGCCAAAGCUGAGGGCACCCUGCCUUCCACCCCCAGUCCAGCUUGACCUUUUAUCUGGAGCAACAGUGUCUGGAUGAUGGGUGGGUGAGGGGUGCUCUACUGUCUGUCCCUCUUGGGAAGGGUUCUGUUACUUUUGGAGGCAGCUAGGAAGUUUCUCUGUACAGCUGCCCCCUGGUGCUGGGUGGUGACCUCAUUGCCUGUGACCCCAGGAUCACAGGAUCUGGGCUAAAGUGGUAGUCCAUAGAAACCAAAGACAAUACUUUGGUGUUUAGAAAGCUACUUUUGGUCUGGGUGGAGUCUGGUGCUUAAGGGCUAUCGCAGAGAGGGUGUCAAACCGUCUCUCAGCCUGUGAGUCAGUGGGGAGCCCAAGGGCAUCAGUGUUCGGAAACGGGAAUCCAAACCGGGCAAUCUCCGAAGGCAACUGUUUAGGAAGUGUGAUGGGAUGGGCCGUGGCUGUCUCUGAAAAGGGCCUGCCAGAUAACUUAUUACUUUCAAAGACACCUUUGGCUCUUACUAGUUUAUAAAGUAUUUUAUAUAAACACACCAGGGAAUGCAUGGUGAACUACACGUAUGAUCAGUUAAGUGGGGCUAGAAUUAGGUAGGGAGAGCAUCGGACCUCUGCCUCCUCAACCUCAACUUGCUUGCUUUCUCCACUGGCUCCAAAUCUUUGUAUAGUCAGCCAUGACCACCUCUCUCCUUCCCCAUCUACUACCAGCAGCCUUAAUGGGAAUAAGUACCCACUUCUCUCAGGUGUACUAUACAGCUGUGGGUGUGGUGUGUGUUUCCUGUAAUUCAGACUUUAGAACGUAAACAAGCAAACAAAAGAAACCAGGUGCUGCCCAUACUCCUACGUGUAGACAGUGAAGGUGUGUGUCUCCCAUGCCCGAGUCUCCUAGAGGCCUAGUGAGCUCCAGGCUCAUGCAAGCACGUCAGGAGGAAUCACAUAAUCUCAGCAUGGUUGAUCCAGGUGAGAUAAGAAAGGACUCUGGGGGAGAGAAUGUGGUUCUACAGACAAAGUGUCUUGGCUACACAGAAGAUAAGACUGUCCCAAGGAAAGAAACCAGGAACUAGGGUGCAGCUCAGUUGUUAGAGGACUUCUCUAGGCUUGGAGCCCUGAGUCCAAUCUCAGCACCUUAUAAACUGUGGAGUGACAGGCAGUGACAUCGGCCUGUAAUCCCAACACUCAAGCAGUAGAGGCAAGAGGAUCAUAAGUUCAAGGUCUUCCUUGGCUACUUAGGGUGUUGGAGGUUAGCUCUGACUACAUGAGACCCUGCCUCAAAAAAAAAAAAAAAAAAAAAAG